AUGGUCGAUUAUUUGUCUGAGGACUUGGUGAUCAAAAUUCUGCUAAGAUUACCCAUCCUAUGUUUCAUCCGAUUCAGGUGCGUUUGCAAAUCUUGGUCUGUUCUUCUUUGUGACCCCAAAUUUAUUUAUAAAAAACUUCUUUUUGAUGGUGAAGAAGAUGAUCGUUAUUCUCAACAGCCCGUUCUUGUCAAACGUUACGAUCAAAAGACUAGGAAUUUUGUUUUCUCUUUUUUCUCUGGGUCGGGUAAAAUGUCUGCCAUUGAAGAGAUAACAUAUCCUAAAGAUAUUAUGAGAGAAAGCACCACAGAUCUUCCCUCUUUAUUAAUUGUCGGCCCUUGCUGCAAUGGCUUGAUUUGUCUUCGUGAUUUUUUUAACUUACGGUCUGAAUAUCAUUACUCUGAUUGUAAUAUGAUUUUGUGGAAUCCAUUAACCUCUGAUUAUAAAAUUAUUCCAGAAUCCGAUGCUUGGCUUCGGCCAGAAUCUUGCGAUUACAUUUCAUUGGAUAUAGUUGAAUUUGGAAUUGACAGAAGAAGCAGAGACGGUAAGAUAUUCAAGUAUUUUACUGUAGAUUACCCUGAUCAUCGCGAAAGAGUUGUUGAGAUAUACAGUAUGAACAAUGAUUCAUGGACUAAACUGGAUGAUGACGUUGUGUCUGUUGUAGACAUAUGGGAUCGUUCGGGGAAAUGUCAUAUUACAGGAGCAAAUGGUGAAUUUCAUUGGUGGGAUACAGAUUUAGAUAAUAAUUCUCGAAAUCAAAUUGUUUCUUUCGACUUGAGCGAUGAGAUAUUCAAAACAGCACCCAUACCAGAUGCUUUAAGUAUGGUGUACUAUAAAUAUCAUUUUGUUUUCACUAUUAAUGAUUAUGUUGCGGCGCUUCUUUCUCCUAAUAUUGCUCAUUUUAUAGAGGGCAUGGAUAUGUGGGUAAUGUUUGAAUAUGGAGUGGUACAGUCAUGGUCUAAACUCUUCACUGUAUCCUUCUCUUCCUGUGUUGAGCGACCAUUAGGACUGCUAAAAAAUGGGGAGGUUUUUAUUGCUACUGGCUGUGGCGAAUUACUUCUAUGGAACCCUAGUACGGAAGCAAUCAGCGACAUUCUAAUAGACGGAGUAUAUGAUUCCGUUCAAAUUGUCACUUUCAAUGGAGCAGUGAAUCAAGUUUGA
Molecule: messenger RNA, 1158 nt
Organism: Mercurialis annua (annual mercury)
Lineage: Eukaryota; Viridiplantae; Streptophyta; Magnoliopsida; Malpighiales; Euphorbiaceae
Product: F-box/kelch-repeat protein At3g06240-like
Exons: 1
Coding region: 1-1158 (385 amino acids)
Molecular function (GO): protein binding
Source: RefSeq, a predicted model, not a curated record